This is a messenger RNA of Lactuca sativa (garden lettuce), 1269 nucleotides long. RefSeq names its product Haloacid dehalogenase-like hydrolase (HAD) superfamily protein. The record is from RefSeq and is a predicted model, not a curated record. NCBI's taxonomy places the organism in Eukaryota, Viridiplantae, Streptophyta, Magnoliopsida, Asterales, Asteraceae.
UAUCUCUCGGGCAACAGCGAAUUCUAUCUCUCGGGCAAACAUCACCACCACCAUCACCACCCCUCGUUUCACCUCCGGGCGCCGCGGGAAAGCGUCCAAGAGUACUACUGUUGAAGGAAUCGAAAAGAAGUGCAUCGAAUCAUUAUCAUUAUUUAACUCGAUGUGCCUUGUUUGAAAAAAACAACCAAAGCUCUUUCGCUUCCUUCAAUGGCGAUUUAAACGAAGCAACUGAGAUUCUCUCUUCCUCCAUUUCAACUUCUUGGAACUUCUUGAUUUGUGGAACAUAAUCAUCUAAAUGCUCUUGUUCUAUCAUCUCGAUUAAAAGAAAAAAAAACCCAAACUUUCGGCUUCAAAUAUGUCGAUCAUAACAAAGUUGAGAUGCAUCACUGUGGAUGUUACUGGCACUUUAAUGGCUUACAAGGGAGAGCUUGGUGACUACUAUUGUAUGGCUGCUAAAUCUGUAGGGCUUCCAUGUCCAGAUUACAAAAGGGUUCAUGAUGGAUUUAAAAUCGCAUACACAGAAAUGGCAAAAAAAUAUCCAUGUUUUGGACAUGCUGAGAAAAUGCCCAACAUUGUAUGGUGGAAAACUUGUGUGAAAAAUUCAUUUAUCAAGGCAGGAUAUGAUUUCGAUGAAGAGACAUUUGAGAAAGUAUUCAGGCGUAUAUACUCCACCUUUGGUUCUGCUGCACCUUACACAGUAUUCUCUGAUUCUCAACCGUUUUUAAGAUGGAUUCGUUCACAAGGUGUGACAGUUGGAAUUGUUAGCAAUGCAGAAUACAGGUAUCCAGAUGUAAUUCUUCCAGCUCUAGGCUUACAUGAGGGAUCGGAAUGGGAUUUUGGUGUAUUUUCGGGGCUUGAGGGAAUUGAAAAACCGGAUCCGAAAUUAUACAAAAUUGCUUUAGAAAGGGCGGGAAAUAUAGCCCCCGAAGAAGCUUUGCACAUUGGAGAUAGCAUGCGAAAAGACUAUUUACCCGCUAAGAGUAUUGGAAUGCAUGCAUUGUUGUUGGACCGCUUUAAAACUCCGGAUGCCUUGGACUGGAAGAAAUCCGGUGCCACCGUGUUGCCGGACCUUGUGGCGGCACGAGAGUGGUUGGCUUCUCACCGAAUUUGACUUCUUAAUAUUAUUGAUUGUAUUUACUAGUGAGGGAGAUGAUUGGUGUUGUAUGAAAAGGGAAAUAGUUGAUAUGAUAUUCUUGGUAGUUAAGUUUAAAUGUACUUUGUUUGUACUAAUAUGUUUUGUUUGAAUGAGUAAUUCUUAUUUGAGAUUUA